AUGGAAAAACUGGCAGCAAUUUCUUCAGGUUGACGAAAACAAGUCCGAACUGUUCCAUUUGCUUGCACAAGAUCUUGUCAACUCGCCAAAUAUUCAAGAUUUUGACGGCGUUGUCGUGGCGACAGAUACUGAAGAAGUUGUAACUUUUGGGGAUAUUGAUCAUCAUAAUUUAGCUCCAUGCAACCAUGAAGAAGCAGACACGCGUAUACUUCUUCAUGUAAAGAAUGCUGUAGAUUGUGGUCAUCGUAAAAUUGCCAUACGAACAGUGGACACUGAUGUUAUAGUCAUAGCAAUUUCAUUUUUCCAUCAACUGAAUAUUGAUGAGCUAUGGGUCGAAUUUGGUGUUGGAAGAAACAAGCGUUGGUUGCCAGUUCAUGAAUAUGCAACUAGUCUGGGAAGAAAUUUAUGUGGUGGUUUGCGCUUUUGGUUUGCUCUCACAGGAUGUGAUACCGUUUCCGCCUUUUGUGGUAAAGGGAAGAAGUCAUGCUGGAAUACCUGGAAAUCGUUUCCUCAAAUCACGGAAACGUUUACAAGGUAGAACUUUGAAGGCUUUAAAGUUUUAAAUACAUUUUCUGUGUUUUACAAUUAGGCAAAGCAGGAAAGGUUAAUAUUCCCUCACUUUUAAAUUCUGUUAGGUUAUCACUUUGCAAUCAAGAUGACCCGAGCGAAGACCUUCUCAAUGCUGUUGAGCGUUAUGUCGUUUUGUUAUAUGAUAAAACCACUAGUCUGUCUAAUGUCAAUGAAGCUAGACGACAUUUGUUUACCAAGAAAACAUGUCCAAGCGAAAACCUUCCACCUACGAAGGAUGCGCUACAUCAGCAUAUCAAAAGGGCUAUAUUUCAGGGGGGGUAA
This is a messenger RNA of Paramuricea clavata, 852 nucleotides long. Lineage: Eukaryota; Metazoa; Cnidaria; Anthozoa; Malacalcyonacea; Plexauridae. The record is from the annotation of a GenBank genome assembly.